This is a messenger RNA of Talaromyces stipitatus ATCC 10500, 1668 nucleotides long. RefSeq names its product acetamidase, putative. The coding region runs from base 1 to 1668 and encodes 555 amino acids. Lineage: Eukaryota; Fungi; Ascomycota; Eurotiomycetes; Eurotiales; Trichocomaceae. The transcript has 7 exons. The record is from RefSeq and is a predicted model, not a curated record.
AUGACAGCGACAAUAACCUCAAUUACAUAUCAAGAGCGCGCUCGUAUCAAAAGAUCAAUACAAGAUUCCCUGAUUCCACCAGAAUGGCGUCUGGCUUCCAUCCCGCCAGUGAACGAAGUGUCGGAUGCGUUGGAUUUCAUUCGCAAAAACAAUCUUUUAACAGCGCGGGAACUGCGUAUCACGGAGACUACGGAUGUCAAUGUCCUACUGCACAACCUGGCCAGUCGUCAAUUGUCUUCUCUCGAGGUCACCAAAGCCUUUGCGAAACGAGCCGUGCUGGCCCACCAAUUGACGAAUUGUUGCACAGAAAUCUUUUUGGACGACGCAUUCGCGCGAGCUAGGCAAUUGGAUGAUUAUUUGGAACAGACCGGUGAAUUAAUAGGGCCUUUGCAUGGUCUCCCGGUCUCGAUCAAAGACCUCUUCCACGUAAAGGGGAUAGAUUCAUGCAUUGGCUGGGUAGGACUUACGAAUAAACCGGCAACACAGGAUGGAAAUGCAGCAGCAACACUUCGCCGACUUGGCGCCGUGUUAUACGUUAAAACAAAUGUGCCCCAAUCAAUGAUGAUGUCCGACUCGUAUAACCACGUUUUUGGCCAAUGCGUGUCUACCCUCAACCGGAAUCUCAUUUCUGGGGGCAGUUCCGGGGGUGAAGGGUCUCUGGUGAGUGCCCGAGGUAGUAUCCUAGGCAUUGGUACAGAUAUUGGCGGAUCGAUCCGUAUACCGGCCAGUCUUUGUGGGAUGUAUGGUCUCUCGCCGAGUACGGGGAGACAGCCGUAUGAACGAAGUGGCCUCCGGCAAGAUAUUGUACGUUCGGUUGCAGGCCCGAUGGCAACAAGCUUGUCAACGGUAGAAAAGUACAUGGAAGCUUUGCCGACUGCCAGGCCGUGGGAGAUUGACCACCAAGUCACACCAAUUCCAUGGCGAGCGGAACUGUGUACGACCACAAAACGCUUAAGAAUCGGGUAUAUUAUAGACGACGGCGUGGUUAAAGUGCAGCCACCUGUUGCGAGAGCGGUAGAAGAGGUCGUACAGGCCUUGAGAGAAGCCGGUAAUGAAGUGUUUGAAUGGGACGCUUCGAGCCACGCUCAUGCGUACGAUCUCUGGGAGAAAGCCAUCCUCUCCGAUGGCGGCGAAGCGUGUCGUCGGCUAUGCGAGUUGAGCGGCGAACCAUUGAUUGAGGGCAUGCUGGUUGGAAAACCUCAUAAUAUCUUGAGUACAUCACAAACACAUCAACUUAUUGCCGAUAAGUAUGCGUACGAAACGCAAUACCUUCGUCAAUGGACUGCAGCCGGUCUGGAUGCUCUCGUCAUGCCUGUCACGCCUUGGGUGGCAUAUAAGCCUCAAACAUGGGUGAAGAGCCACCAAUAUGUGGGAUAUACAUCAAUAUGGAAUUUAUUAGACUACCCUGCUUUAGCCAUUCCGGUUACCAAGGCAGAUCGGACCAAGGAUCUCGUAUUAGAUGCCGAGUGGAUCAUGCAUAAACCGAGGAAUAAGAGCGAUGAAUUCAAUCAUAAGCAAUAUGACAUCAAUCUCGUCCACGGAGCGCCAGUGGGUGUUCAGAUCAUCACUCCAAAAUUACAAGAGGAGAAAUGCAUUGCGGUUGCAAAGGCGAUUGAAGAAUCUAUGACCGCACAGCCCGCAGAAAGGACCCAACGAGCAAAGUUAUAG